UACAAAAAUUGAAUCAGACGACACCUCUCAGACGACGCAUUAUAGUUUUCCGUCGUCUGAUUGAUUUUUAUUUUUUUGGACGUCAGUUUUAUAAAAUGUGUCGUCUGAUAUGAAAUUUUGAAUUAGUUCAGAAGACGUUUAAGGACAAAACCGUUGUAUGACCCUAAAAAAAUUGAGCGGAAAAUUUCUCACCAUGUCUGUGGUGCCAAAUCCCAUCUCAAACCCUAAAUUUUCCCCCAACAUGUAUUAAUCAGACGACGAGAAACAAUAAAACUGUGGUCUGAUUAAUAUGUUUGGCAGAAAGGAGGGAGAUUUCCCACCAUCAUUUUUUUCUAACUCUCCAAAGAGGGAAGUCAAAUUGAUAGGAGACAAAUUCAAAUUUAAAAUAGCUGCAUUCAGACCACAUUCUUAUAAAAUUGUGUUGUGUGAGUCAUUGUCUAAAUUGAUAGGGCUUGUCCGAUAAGGCUUGUCCAAAUGAAUGAAGGGCCGGCAUGAAACACUUCAGAAAAAAAUAACGAAAAACUCAAACCUCCUCACUCUCGCUCUCUCGACAUAGACCUAAAACCAAAACCCGAAUCUCCUCACUCUCCCGACAGCGUCUCCCCAAAACCAAAACCUACACUUCAAGUCCAUUGGAUCCAAGUUGUUCUACACCGACACCAAAUAUAUCGGAUCCAAAACCUCUCUCCUCUCUCCCUCUUAUCUUCUACACCUAUACCCCCAAAUCCAUCACUCCGACAACCAAAUUAGUUUCCACAUCAACCUAAUCUGAGAGGAGCCUCUCCGGCCUCAAAGAUGACGUCGUCACCGGCGGCCAAACUCCCUUGGCUUAAAUCGAGCCUUCACUUUCCAGCACCAACGGUAAGAUCGAGGACCUCAAAGUGGAGGGUCCAAAGAUUAGAAUCGGAGCUCUGGUCGACGGGGGAGGUGAAAUCUGCUUUGGUCAAGAGCAGCGGAGGCGCUCAUGUGAAUACUGAAAAGAAAGACAAAGGUCGGUAGUGAAUCGAAUCCAUUCGAAGCAAAAGGGAUAGUGUGAUUGAUACCGAAAUAGAGAUGAGCCAACUUUCAUCUCUUUGUUUCCGGCCUUAUUAUGGCUCUCUCAGUUUCUCAGUUAAUCGGACUCCCUCUUUUUGUCGCUUCAACCUCCCCUUUCGAUGCCCCACUACUAGAGCAAUGGCAUCCCGGUCCCAGAUUGUUGGUUAUCCCUGCAUAGGACCCGAGAGAGCUCAAGUUUGCUUUGGAAUCAUUCUUGGAGUUGACAUUGAUCUCGUAAAUUUUGCAUUCUUCAGUUAUGAGAGCAGUGUGAUUCUCAUGGCAAAUUUCAGCAAAGCAAAUGAAAGCAAGUGCAAAGCUCACAAAAUGAGCUACCGUACCAUUGAAGCUACAUGCCUUGCAGUAAACAUGGUUCUCUUCGUCUCUCUCGAAUCCACAUUCAUUUCAUACUAAUACAGGUUGGCUACUUCAGUUGUGUACUGAGAUUUUUGGCUGGGCCAGAAAAACUAACAGAUUCUGGUAGUGUUGCAAGUAUAUUUCAUCAAUUGGGCCUCGUUUGUCUAGAUAAACGAUACAUGUUAGCCAUUUCCAGCAGGUUUAUUUCACAUUCUCCACCUUGUAUUAAUCAUAGAUGAGCUAAUCUUUUGGGUUAAUAGAUGGGAACAAUUUCUAUACAUUGUAUUAAUGACCAAUUUCACCGAUGCUAAAUGUUAACAAAAAGUAAUGUUUGUUUAAUAGUUGCAGCUUUUAACAUCAAUUGGAAACUUCUGCACCUAUUCAAUUGUAAUUGUUGUUGGAAUGGUUAUUGGGAUAUCAGUCGGAACUCAGAGAAGGGCUGCCCGUUCUUACUGGUGCCAACACCAAGCUAAGCAACAUGGCAAGUAUCAGGGAUGUGUCCCAAGGAUUAUAGACAGUAGCUCGACUUGUAGACAUGGAGCUGCAAGGUAUUCGGCCACUGUAUGAUGUAGAAAAUAGCAAAAGUUGACAGAAACAGAGAAAGAAGACAAAUGUACGAAUGACCCUCUUAAAUUUGUGUAUGAAUAUUUGGGAAAUACUACCUAUUUGAUAUCAAUUUACUGCAUUCAUUUUACAUUUGGUGGCA
Rosa rugosa (rugosa rose) is the source of this 2095-nucleotide messenger RNA. RefSeq lists its product as uncharacterized. The transcript has 7 exons. The coding region runs from base 1054 to 1446 and encodes 130 amino acids. NCBI's taxonomy places the organism in Eukaryota, Viridiplantae, Streptophyta, Magnoliopsida, Rosales, Rosaceae. The record is from RefSeq and is a predicted model, not a curated record.